Messenger RNA from Triticum turgidum subsp. durum (durum wheat), 1680 nucleotides. Lineage: Eukaryota; Viridiplantae; Streptophyta; Magnoliopsida; Poales; Poaceae. The record is from the annotation of a GenBank genome assembly.
AUGGACACCGCCAUAGGCGCGGCCAAGUGGGUGCUGGGCAAGGCACUGGCCCCGGUCACAGAUGGCUUGCUAGAGUCCUGGGCGGCUAGUGCCGAUCUAGAUCGCAACAUCGACGCCCUCAAGAUGGAGCUACUGUAUGCACAUGGGAUGCUCGAGAACGUGCAGGGCAGGGGCAUCCAUGGCGUCGCGCUCAAGGAGCUCCUGCACAAGCUGCAGCAGCUCGCGUACGGGGCUGAUGAUGUGCUGGAUGAGCUGGAGUACUUCCGCAUCCAGGACUCACUUAAAGGAACCUACCAUGCCGCCGGUGUGAACGAUGUGUGUUGCAUCCAAGGCAUCCGCACCAAUAUUGAACACACGGCGAGACAUGCCAUCAGCAAACUCAAGUGCCUCCCGUGCUUGGGUGCUGCUAGCCGUGGUGGUGACCAAGAAAUUGAUCCAGGUGAUCACCAAGAUUAUGACCUCUUAGGCAUACGCUUGCGUGGCAGGCGGGGCAUCGGCUCCUCGCCAUUGACACCCACCAACAAGGCAGGUGUCAAUAAAGUUGAUGGUGGAUGCAUGCCCAGGGUCAUCUCAAGUGCUCGCAACGCUGCCCACACUUUCGGUAAACACUUUCCAUGCUAUUCUUCCAUAUCUGUCCAUGGUGAUGGUGCUCAAGCUAUCAUGUCUGAGUGUGCAAGCGAGAGAGAUAUAGAAACAAAAGAAUUGAUGUUUGAUAGGGUGCAAAUGUCUCGAACAAUGAUUGACAUGGUAGGGCAGCUGAAGGAAGUAUGUGCUAAGGUCUCCAUAAUUCUUAAUCUAGAUUUGUUGGGAUCCAGCCACAACCGUACCCAAGAAAUUGCUAUAAAAAGAUCAAAAACCACAUCAGAGAUUAUAGAAUAUGAGUUAUAUGGGAGGGAUGACCAAAAAAGGAAAAUUAAAAAUGGCAUUAUUAGUCAUGAGUACUGUCCCAAACAACUUAACGUGCUUCCAAUUUUCGGACCAGGGGGUAUUGGAAAAACAACUUUUACGCAACACAUAUGCCAAGAAGUGAAUAGCUCUUUCCAGGCUUCAAUUUGGAUUUGUGUCUCUCUCGAUUUCAAUGCAGAUAGGUUGGCACAAGAGAUAGUCAACAAAAUCGAUAGAGUUGAUGAUGAAAAGCAGAAUGCUAGUGUUGAAGAACUUAUCAAACAAAGAUUAAAAGCUAAGAGAUUUUUACUCGUCUUGGAUGAUGUGUGGGUAUAUCAAGAGGAUGAGUGGGAAAAACUAAUGGCACCUUUCAGAAAGGUAGAGUCCAAGGGUAAUUUGAUUGUAGUCACAACUCGAAUACCAAAGGUAGCAGAAAUGGUUAGGACAACCAAUCAUAAAAUAGAACUGGAAAGACUGGGUGAUGCAGAUACCAUGCGUUUCUUUGAAGCAUGUGUAUUUGGUAACGAGCUACAACCAUGGGAAAAACAUUAUGAAUUAUCUGAGACUGGUCGUGAAGUAGUGCGCCAUUUGAAAGGUUCCCCUCUUGCAACUAAAACUGUAGGCAGAUUACUAAGAAAUCAACUUACUUUGGACCAUUGGGAAAGAAUACUAGAAAGCAAAGAAUGGGAACUAGAAACCAGUGAGAGUGACAUCAUGCCAGCCCUCAAACUUAGCUUUGAUUUUCUCCCUUUCCAUCUAAAACAGUUGUUUGUAUAUUGUGCUUUGUUUCCUUAA